Molecule: messenger RNA, 684 nt
Organism: Phaeodactylum tricornutum CCAP 1055/1
Lineage: Eukaryota; Bacillariophyta; Bacillariophyceae; Surirellales; Neidiaceae
Exons: 1
Coding region: 96-560 (154 amino acids)
Source: RefSeq, a predicted model, not a curated record
CUGACGAGGAAGUCGUUGCGAGUAGCAAGCAAAUCUGGCCGGUGUUUUCUUAUCACUCUUUUCUUGGUCACUUGCUUUGAAACCCCCACAAUAAUAUGGCAAGUCUCAAUACAAGCGAUGCGACAAAAGGUGACAGUAGCUUCAUCGACCAAGCUCCCUUCGAAGCGGAAGCAGAUAUUACUCUCGUGACGCUGGAGGCAAACGUAUUGGACGAGGAAUGUGGCUGGGAUUCCUCAAGUCGCGGUCUUUCAGCCCCCAUUGACAUGGAACGUGUCUCCUCCAAAGAUACAGAAGCUACACAGGAGAGCUUCACGGUGAAGGUGGUCGACGAUGUCGUCGAGAUACCUCCAGUUACACCUGGGCGCACCACACGUAAUUCCUACAAGUUGGACGAGAGCCCACCCGGAUUUCGCAGUUCCAACAAGCGCGUUUCAGCCAUGACCAAGAAGGAUAGCAAACUCCGGUGUUUUGAUGUAUCCACUGUUGUCGGGGUGAUUGUUUUGUUAACCAUCACGCCGUUUGUCCUAUGGCUUGUACUAUGGAUUCGUAUCAGUGGUUGAGUGAAUCUAUUCUGGCUCUUUUUGUGGUUGUCCGCGAUAGCGCUUCAUUAUAUGGAAGGCCUCAUGCUCGCGUAAUUUUUCUUUUGAUAAACAUUGUAAUGUAAGUGUAAUACUUUACAUCCUU